This is a messenger RNA of Coffea arabica (coffee), 1284 nucleotides long. Its product is annotated as chorismate mutase 2. The record is from RefSeq and is a predicted model, not a curated record. Gene Ontology annotation, cellular component: cytoplasm. Lineage: Eukaryota; Viridiplantae; Streptophyta; Magnoliopsida; Gentianales; Rubiaceae. Gene Ontology annotation, biological process: aromatic amino acid biosynthetic process; chorismate metabolic process. Gene Ontology annotation, molecular function: chorismate mutase activity.
UAGUCAUACGUUUACAUCUGGCCUUCUUCUUUUGGGAGAUUUCUGAAAUUAUCCCUAAAAGAUUCUUCCAAAAUGAACAUGGUAAAGUUUGUCUUCCAAAAUGUCCUAUACGCAUGUUUAAUUUCCCAACCAGUCCACUCUCCUCCGUCAAGUCUUCUUUAAAGAAAAUGGCAUUCUUUUUCUUUCCAUUGAAUGAUUUCUCACUGAAGAUAUAAACAAGGGAAGCAGAUAAAAUUUCAGUACAAGCACAAAUGGCGCAUUCCGAUGGAUUGACUCUUGAAUCAAUCAGAAACAGUUUGAUUAGGCAAGAAGAUACAAUCAUUUUCAGCCUGAUUGAGAGAGCAAAAUAUCCCAUUAUUCCUCAGUUAUAUGAUAGCAGAUGCUCCGUUCUUCCUGGGAUCUCUGGAUCCUUGCUUGAGAACAUCGUUCGAGAAACAGAAGCCAUCCAGGCAAAGUAUGGUAGAUAUCAAUUCCCAGAAGAACAUGCUUUCUUCCCGGAUAACUUACCAGACUCUUUGGUUCCACCCAACAGCCAUCCACAGGUUUUACAUCCUGCAGCAGCUUCUAUUAACAUAAAUAAGACGAUAUGGGAUAUGUAUAUCAACAAAUUGCUUCCACUUAUUGCAUCUAAGGGAGAUUAUGAAAACCAUACAUGUGUUGCAGCCUCUGAUCUUGAGUGUUUGCAGGCACUCUCUAGAAGGAUUCACUAUGGAAAAUUUGUUGCUGAGGUAAAAUUCAAGGAUGCUUCUGAAGAAUAUUCACCUGCAAUUCAAGCCAAGGAUAGAGAUGCUCUGAUGAAGCUUUUGACAUUUGAAAGUGUCGAGGAGAUGGUGAAGAAGAGGGUGGAGAAGAAAGCAAAGGUGUUUGGGCAAGAAGUGAACCUCACCAACGAUGCUGGCAAUGGAAAGUGCAAGAUCGAUCCAUCUGUUCUUCCUUGCCUAUAUGGAGAAUGGGUCAUGCCUCUGACCAAACAUGUUGAAGUGGAAUAUCUUCUGCGUCGUCUAGACUGAAACCUUUUGAGACUUCCAUGAUCCUUUUCAGUUACAUGAUCUAUUAUGUGAGAAGGAUUCACGGGGUUAAGAUCAAAUCAUGAGUAUGUGAUUACUUCCGCUGAUGUAUAAUGCAAAUUGAAGCUAGUUUUUCAUGACUAGCAUGCUGAAAUCCUUGCUUUUUCUUUUUUCCAGUUACUAUUAUAUGGUACUUAUUACAACAUAGUUUGCCUGGCAGAUAAAAUACAGAUGACAAUUUGCUAAGCACAAAGGAGUACUGAUUGCUUGAAUUCUU